AUGACGUCCAGUCUCUGUUUGCUGAUGCUGUCCCUGGUGCUACAGGCUGUUCCAUACGGGAAUGGUCUCAUAGGAACCAAGGUCGAGUGCGGCUCCAAUCAAGAAUGCCCAAAUUUCGAAUACUGCUUCUUUGCUGAGCCGGGCGCGAAAGGCAUGUGCCUGGGCCUGGACUGCUAUAAGCAGGAUGAUUGCAAAGAAGGAAGCUUCUGUGACUUUGCAGAAUCCGUCGGUGUUAGAACGCCCAGAGGGGCAUGCGCAAAAGGAUCCAAGCCUCCAGAGAGCGUCCUCUGCAAUCGCGACUCGAUGUGCGAGACGUCGUACUUCUGCGACAUGACAGCCGGACCGGACGGAAACGGGAUGUGCCGAAAACGGCAACAUCGACAGUUACACGGAGGGAUCACGGUGUGCUACAAGGACAUCGACUGUCCCGGCGGGAGGUACUGUGACAAACACGACCCUGAGCUGGAGCUCGGCAUCUGUCGGGACCCUCCGCCGUACGUCGUCCCAUCGGAACCUCAGGAGCCUGUAAAGCCUGACCGAGGCCAACCUGCACCGGAUGGCCAGUACACGGGCAUCCCGUGUAAACAAGACCCGGACUGUGGAGUGAACAGCUACUGUGUCCUGAGGAUGGAACCAGACGGCAGGACUGUAGGAGAAUGUGUUCGGGGCAGCAGACGGGGAGAGCCGGUCUACUGUUAUGACGACCCCAUGUGCGGAGCUGGCUUCAGGUGCAAACUCUCCCCUAACGGUGUGUACGGGAUCUGUAUUGAAGACGGCAAGGCACAGCCAGACGGAGGAAACAUGUUCUGCUACGCCGACUCCGACUGUGACCCAGGAGUGAAGUGUGAGAUGACGGAGAAGGGCGGCAUGUGCGCAGGCGCCGGAGGAACCAAUGAGAUCACGCCGGACCAGACGCCUGACAAGCCCAACUUCUGCUACUCAAACGAUGACUGUGCGGCCGAACGUUACUGUGACGGGGCAGAGUACGGCUACGGCACCUGUAGACUCGGCCCCCGCGGUCCUGUAGCCGUGCCGGUAAAACACACGUAG
Messenger RNA from Branchiostoma floridae (Florida lancelet), 1050 nucleotides. RefSeq lists its product as uncharacterized. The record is from RefSeq and is a predicted model, not a curated record. Lineage: Eukaryota; Metazoa; Chordata; Leptocardii; Amphioxiformes; Branchiostomatidae. The transcript is spliced from 9 exons. The coding region runs from base 1 to 1050 and encodes 349 amino acids.